Molecule: messenger RNA, 1722 nt
Organism: Vicia villosa (hairy vetch)
Lineage: Eukaryota; Viridiplantae; Streptophyta; Magnoliopsida; Fabales; Fabaceae
Product: cytochrome P450 71D10-like
Exons: 2
Coding region: 17-1531 (504 amino acids)
Molecular function (GO): monooxygenase activity; iron ion binding; oxidoreductase activity, acting on paired donors, with incorporation or reduction of molecular oxygen
Source: RefSeq, a predicted model, not a curated record
CCUUUGCUCUACAAUCAUGGAGCUUCAAAACAACUUUUCUAACUUCACCAUACUGUCAUCCUUUCUCUUCCUCUUGGUACUAAUCAAAAUAGUUAAGAGAUUGACUACUUCUAAAAAUUCUACCACCAACUUACCACCAGGACCAUGGAGACUGCCCUUCAUAGGGAACAUACAUCAGAUUCUUAGCAGCCCAUUUCUUCAUCAUUCCUUCAAAACAAUGGCAGAAAAGUAUGGACCAUUGAUGUACCUAAAACUAGGAGAGGUACCAUACAUAAUAGUUAGUUCACCAGAAAUAGCCAAAGAGGUUAUGAAAACACAAGACCUUGUAUUUUCUAAUAGGCCAGACCUUAUGUUGCCCAAAAUAUUUAGUUACAAUAAUACUGAUAUUUUAUACUCUAUAUAUGGAGAACACUGGAGGCAACUACGAAAAAUAUGUGCUAAUGAGGUAUUGAGUGCAAAGCGUGUCCAAUCAUUUAGGUCCAUAAGAGAAGAAGAGGUGGAUGGUCUUGUUAAAUCAAUAGCUGCAAGUGAAGGAACUGUUGUCAAUCUUACUCAUAAGAUUACCGAUUUGACUCAUUGGAUAGUGGCGAGGGCGGCUUUUGGAAAAAAGAGCAAACACGAACAAGUAUUCAGAUCAGCAAUUGAUGAAAUAUCAGAUUUGCUCGGAGGAUUUUGUAUUGCUGAUUUGUAUCCAUCUAUUAAAAUGCUUGAAAGGUUGAGUAUGUCCAAGACAAGAUUUGCAAAACUUCAUAAAGAGCUCGAUGUGUUGGUGCAAGAUAUCGUCGAUGAUCACAAAAGCAUUCACAGGGAAGAAGUAAGCAAGGAUGAAGAUAUAGUUGAUGUUAUUCUCAAGAUUCAACAGGAAAAUGCAGAAUCACAACAUCCCGUGACUGACGUAAAUAUAAAAUCAAUCAUCCUGGACUUGUUUGCUCCUGGUACUCAUACAACAUCAGGGUUUACGAUAUGGUGUAUGUCUGAGAUGGUAAGGAAUCCAAAGGUAAUGGAAGUAGCGCAAGCUGAAGUAAGAAGAGUGUUUGAUAAUAAAGGGUAUGUAGAUGAGACAGAGAUACAUAAACUGACAUACUUAAAGUGUGUCAUCAAAGAAACACUAAGGCUACGUCCUCAUGCACCAUUGUUAGUUCCAAGGGAAAGUAGGGAGAGAUGCCAAAUUAACGGGUAUGACAUCCCAGCUAAGACAACCGUCAUGGUUAAUGCUUGGGCAAUCGGAAGAGAUCCAAGGUAUUGGGCUGAAGCUGAGAGUUUUAAACCUGAGAGGUUUCUUGAUAGUAAACUUGAUUUCAAAGGCACGGACUUUGAAUUCAUACCUUUUGGUGCUGGAAGGAGGAUCUGUCCAGGUAUAGCAUUUGCCAUAGCAAGUACUGAGCUAUCUCUUGCUAAAUUACUUUACCACUUUGAUUGGAAGCUUCCAAAUGAUAUGAAGAAUGAAGAACUUGAUAUGACUGAGAAGUUUGGGAUUACAGUAAGAAGAAAACAUGACCUAUGCUUAAUUCCUAUUAUUCGUCGUCUUUGAUAUGUCUCAGUCAUAAAUUAAUAUGUUGGUAAUAAAGCUUGUAAGCUAUUGAAGUAUGGUUCCACAAUGUUGUAUGAGACAUUAUUCGUCAUGUUUUUUAUGUUGUUUUUGUUGUUUCACUCUUUAGUUUGUUUUCUUAGCAUGAGCUUUUGUGGGGUUUGUAUUUCUUGCGCAUAGUUGAUGCUCUUUGU